AUGUCGGCAAUAACAGAGGCGCCUCAGGCUCAGCCCGAGACGAAGCCAGUUCAAGACGCUCCCUCAAAACCCGAAGGACAGAAAUGGCAGAACGGCAACAAAAAGCAAAAUGGCAAGCGUCCCUUCCAAGGUCAGGGAGGUGGCAGGAACAACUUCAAGCAGCGGAAAUCCAAGCGUGAGAGAAACAUUACUGAGGGUUCAUCGGAAGAGGUCUUGGCGGCGGAUGUGCAAGCGCUCAUCGCCUCCCGCAAAGAAUUGUUCCCGGAGCCCGAAACCACGGAGGGUGAGGCCGAAGCUGCCGAGACACCCAAGACACUGCUCCCCGACCUCUUUACCGAAAUCGAGGUAGAAGUCCUAGAACUCUCCUCUACGGGUGACGGCCUCGCCGUGCAGCCCAACUCCCCCAAUGUCUACGUCGUCCCUUUUGUGGCGCCGGGUGAUGUCGCGAAGAUCAAGGUAGUCCGCCAUGUUCGUGAAGAGAACUACUCUGUCGCCGACUUCUUGUCAGUCAUCAAGCCCGGUCCCCUGCGUGACGACUCCCGGAUCAACUGCAAAUACUUCUCGCAAUGUUCCGGCUGCCAGUUUCAAAUGCUCGAUUACGACACUCAGCUUGCCCACAAGCGCACCAUCGUCGAGAAGGCAUUCCGCAAUUUCUCACAACUCCCGCCGGAGCUGGUACCUACUAUCAAAGACACCAUUGGCAGUCCCUUGCAAUAUGGCUACCGCACGAAGCUCACCCCGCACUUUGACGGCCCCCCGGGCUUCCACAGGAGGGGCAAGCCGCGCCCGGCUCUGGACAAGGUCCCUGAUGUGGGCUUCAACGCCAAGGGCCGGCGCAUUGUGCUCGACAUCGAGGACUGCCCUAUCGGAACCGAUGCUGUGAGGCUCGGUAUGAAGCGCGAGCGUGCGCGCAUCGCCCGCGACUUUGGCAACUACACCAAGGGCGCCACCAUCCUCCUCCGCGAGAACACCAAGCGGUACCCCAAGGACGCCGAGGAGCAGCCCCCGGCAGAAACACCGGAAGACGCGGUGCGCGUCGAGACAGACGCCCACGUCGACAUCAAGACCUGCAUCUCGGAACCCACAGGCGUCAUGUCUAGCGAGUACAUCGACUCCUUCAUCUUCACCAACCCCGCCAACUCCUUCUUCCAGAACAACAACUCCAUCCUACCAAAAUUCACAGACUACAUCCGCCAGCACGUCAUGCCCCCCGCCGGACCCAACCGGGACCGCAUCAAGUACCUCAUCGAUGCGUACUCGGGCUCCGGCCUCUUCACCAUCACCCUUGCGUCGCUCUUCAAGGGCAGCACCGGUAUCGACAUUGCCAAGGACUCCAUCGAGUGCGCGAGGAAGAACGCGCGGAUGAACAAUCUGCCCGAGGAGCAAUGCAACUUCAUGGCCGCCGACGCGCCGGAGCUAUUCAAGCACGUCACGUACCCCGCCGACGAGACCGUCGUCGUCAUCGACCCUCCUAGGAAAGGCUGCGACAACGAUUUCUUGAGCCAGCUGCUGAGGUUUGGCCCGCGGCGUGUGGUGUACGUGAGCUGCAACGUACACACGCAAGCGCGUGACGUUGGUGUAUUGGUUCGUGGCGACGGGGGUGAUGGCACAAAAUACGAGAUUGAGAGUCUGGUGGGUUUCGACUUCUUCCCCCAGACGGGACAUGUCGAGGGCGUUGCGGUGUUGAACAGGGUAGAAAAAAGUACAUGA
This is a messenger RNA of Colletotrichum truncatum, 1710 nucleotides long. RefSeq names its product tRNA methyltransferase. Gene Ontology annotation, molecular function: tRNA (uracil(54)-C5)-methyltransferase activity, S-adenosyl methionine-dependent. Lineage: Eukaryota; Fungi; Ascomycota; Sordariomycetes; Glomerellales; Glomerellaceae. The record is from RefSeq and is a predicted model, not a curated record. Gene Ontology annotation, biological process: tRNA processing.